Messenger RNA from Drosophila subpulchrella, 866 nucleotides. Its product is annotated as oxidoreductase-like domain-containing protein 1. Lineage: Eukaryota; Metazoa; Arthropoda; Insecta; Diptera; Drosophilidae. The record is from RefSeq and is a predicted model, not a curated record. The coding region runs from base 249 to 740 and encodes 163 amino acids. Gene Ontology annotation, cellular component: mitochondrion. The transcript is spliced from 3 exons.
GCUGCAUUAUUGUUUGUUAGUUUUGCUAUAACUUUUGCUGUUUGGUUCUUGGUUCGUUGUUGUCUUCUCGCUUAUAUAAACAAAAUAAUCCAGUCCUGUCCUAGAAAUGAUAAAUACAUAACAACAGUGAGUUCCUGCGGAACUAAGUUCAUCUGGGGCUGCACCUGCGCAGGCGUGUGAAAUGUUCAUCACUUCCUCUGGGCCUUUUCAGUCGUAACUUUCGAACUCUUUUGGGGAUCGGCUGGGAAAUGUUGGCUCCCCUGGGCUUUAGCUGUCCGCGAUGUCUGCUCCUGAGGCGCGGCGGCGAGCGAUGGGCCUCCUUGGCUCGCCAAUUGGCGGGCAGCAGCUCCCAGGACCCCAAUGCCACUAGUAAGGAUGCCACAAAGGACACAGCCUCCGAUAGCACAACCUCGACCCAGGAGACAACCGCCAAGGCCAAAGACAAAAACACCAAGGGAAGAAAGAGACUCAGGAAUAUUGAGAUACCUCCCGAGCCCACCACUUGCUGCAUGUCUGGAUGUGCCAACUGCGUUUGGCUGGACUACGCCCAGACUCUGGCCAAGCUCCUGGGCGACAACGAUGAGGAGGCCCGCGAGAUUGUGCUGAGCAAGAUCACCGACCCGAACCUGAAGAUGUUCCUCAGCCUGGAGCUGCGCCAGAUGGCGCGCCAGCGGGAGGAGAAAGCAGCUGCGGAGAAAGCAGCCAAGCAGGGGAAGCCAAAGACACCGCCCUCCAAGUAGUACAAAUGUCUUCUCCCCAUUAUCUAAUUAUCUAGUUAGGACCAAAUUCGUAGUAGCUCAAAUUUACUGAUGUACUUAGUGUCUAAGAACUGGAAAACCUCACAAUAAAUAUGUAAGAGUUCUGAA